UCAAAGGUCUUUGAGCUGUCAUUGGCAUUCACAUUUGAAAAUUGCCCAGCCAACUCAUCCACUUCUGUAUUUUUUUUUUUUUUCAGAAAACACAGAAGCACCCAUCAUUUUUCUUGAUAAUUUUGGUUUUUGUUUCUAGAUUCACCCAAUAGAUAACUAGGUUCUCUCGAGGUGUGUUUAUAAAGAAUUUAAAGUCAUGGAGGAGGGAAAGCUAGAGGAUUUGAUCAGCAGCUUACCAUUGGAAAUACAGAGGAGAGUUGUUUCCUUGCUGCCAUUGAAGGAAGCAGUAAGAACAAGCAUUCUUUCUACAUUUUGGAGAAGCCUAUGGUCUCCAGUUCAGCUAAGCUUGGAUUUUGAUCCAAACCCAGUAAACCACGAAGGGUCUGGACCGUCUGGUCAAGAAAUCGAACAGGUUAUGGGAAUGUUCCUGAAGUCUUUUGCUUGUCCUGAGAAAUUGGAGCUCAAUCUCAAAGUCCUCAACAAUAUCAUCGAAGAAUUGAUUGUCAAAGCUACCAAGGGGAUUGAGCAAGAGCUUCAUGUUGAGUUCCUUGAAACUCAGAAUGUUCCAUCAAUAACUUCUUUGUGCCUUCACAACAAUCCCACCCAAAACGCUAGUUUCUUUGGUGUCAAGCUUCUUCACCUUAGAUCAGUCACCAAUCUUUCCAAACCUUUAGUUUCUAUGCUCUUCUCGAAUUGUAAUGUUCUUGAAAGCUUGAGGCUUGAGAAAUGUAGAGGGUUGGAGAGCCUUGAAGUAGAGACACAUAAUAGUCUUCAGAGGUUGGUGGUGGAAGAGUGUUCAGGCAUGGCUGCUAUUGUGAUUUCUGCUCCAAAUCUAAUUUCUUUUGAGUAUCAUGGUGCUCUACCUCAGAUGGAGAUAAAGAAAACAGUGAGCUUGGUUAAUGUUGUGCUCGAUUUGAGAGACGGACCAGGCAGAAAUGAGUUGGAUUGUCAGGAUGUCUUGCCCAUCCUAGCUUCUUUCAAGGAUGUUGAGGUUCUCACCAUAAGUAGUUGGCUUCUUGAGUGGUUGUGUUUGGCGGGAGUGAUUUUUGGGCGGCUUGAGUUCAAGUUCAACGAACUAAAGGAGUUAACUUGCACUGAUUCUAUUAUCAGCAAGGACAAAAGGGAUUCUCUUGCCUGUUUCCUAAACUCAUGUCCGUCCUUGACAAAGUUAUCGAUUGAGAUUGAGAGCAAGCUGGACUUAAUCCCUAAUCCGUGCUUCCAUCAAUACUGGCAUGAACCUCACCUCUGGAUGGACUUCACGACCGUAAAAUCAAAUACUUCAGAUCUUAAGCAGCUCAGAAGUGUUGAACUAGAAGGCUUCACCGGCAAAGAAGACGAAUUGCUGCUAAUGGAUCUCAUACUUGAAAAGGCAACUCGGCUAAACUCAUUCACUCUUGUGUAACCAGCAUUCUCUGUAUAUUUGAUCCUGGCAAAGCAAACUAUAUAGAAUCCCCUAGUAUCGUGAUCGAUCAUUUUCCUAAUCUAUGAAGUACUCAACACUAUUUCAAAUAAACUCCAAAACAACUACUCAAUGCACUUCGAA
Argentina anserina (silverweed cinquefoil) is the source of this 1543-nucleotide messenger RNA. RefSeq names its product F-box protein At2g39490-like. The transcript is spliced from 3 exons. NCBI's taxonomy places the organism in Eukaryota, Viridiplantae, Streptophyta, Magnoliopsida, Rosales, Rosaceae. Gene Ontology annotation, molecular function: protein binding. The coding region runs from base 197 to 1402 and encodes 401 amino acids. The record is from RefSeq and is a predicted model, not a curated record.